This is a messenger RNA of Aethina tumida (small hive beetle), 2084 nucleotides long. RefSeq names its product G2/mitotic-specific cyclin-B3. Lineage: Eukaryota; Metazoa; Arthropoda; Insecta; Coleoptera; Nitidulidae. Bases 383 to 1909 code for a protein of 508 amino acids. Gene Ontology annotation, biological process: regulation of cyclin-dependent protein serine/threonine kinase activity; mitotic cell cycle phase transition. The transcript is spliced from 6 exons. The record is from RefSeq and is a predicted model, not a curated record. Gene Ontology annotation, cellular component: cytoplasm; cyclin-dependent protein kinase holoenzyme complex; centrosome. Gene Ontology annotation, molecular function: cyclin-dependent protein serine/threonine kinase regulator activity.
UACCCUUGCGUUCAGUUAGUUUGAUAGAAAAUGUGUCGUUGUUUAAGUGUGUGAAUUAUUGGGGGUAGAGUUUUGUCCGAAAUUUACCACGGGGCCGAUGGAAAUUUUACCUGGUCAAAAGGCGGCAAAACUAGUCGGGGAUUCUUCCCAGAACAGUUAAUCCAUCUUUAGUUUCCGCCAGUGUUCAAUACUCAGCGCUGGUUUAUAAAUAAAUUUACAUAAAUUUUAACGAGAUAGAGUUUACGUGGGAAAUAACAACAAAUUGGCGCAUUUUUUUAACACUAUUUGCAAAUUGAUAACACCCAACCUUGUGUGGCAGUUAAAUAUUCCAGUCAAGUGUGAGCCGUUUUUUGAAUAUUGCUUUCAGUACUAUAAAAAUUAAAUGGCUCCAAUCCGCAACUCAAACCAACAGAUCCUGACGGGCAUCCACACAGUAGCGACGAGGAGUCGCACGAUAGCGAACUCCAGCAACCAUUCGAAAGAUGUUCUCCGGGGCAAAAGGAAAGCGGACGGCUCCCCGUCCAAGGAGAAGGUCGCCAAGCGAUCCGCCUUCGGCGACGUCUCCAACGUGCUCGAGAUGGCCAAGCACAUGGAAAACGGAAAAGCCACCGUGAAAACAGUCGCCAAAAAAGUAACCGUGCAGAGUAAAGUGCUGGCUUCGGUGAAGACCGUGACGAAGCCGAGACAGAACGAGAACUUGGCGCCGCCGCCCGCGCCCGCCCACAAAAUUUUAACGAGGGCCGCCAGCAAGGUGAGCCUGCCGGCGCCUAAUCAGACCGCGGCCAAACCCAAGGACGACAAUAAGGAGAACAAGGAAAACGGACAAGGGUCCAAAAUUAAGACAAGACUGAGCAAUGAGUUCGAGAAGACUGAGGAAUCGCUGUAUAGCAGCGCCCUAGAGGACAACAGCAGCAAUGAUUCCACCUACUUCAGUGCAAAGAAACCAUCGGCCACCGGCCGUUCCAAGACGAGUAGCGAGUCCUCGAAGACCGAAUGCGAGGAAAACAGGUCGGUGCCGUCGACGCCCAGCAAUGUGUCCAUCGUGGCGAAGGAGAUGGAGGCGAAGCUCAAUCUGGGCAACCACGAGGUGCCCGAGAACGUCGAAGACUACGACAAGGAGCACUGGGACGACGUCUACCAGGUCUCCCACUACGCGAUGGACAUUUUCAAUUACUACAAGGAGCGAGAGUCUCAUUUCAAAAUCCCGGAUUACAUGGACCGCCAGGUCUGCCUGACCACCAACAUGCGUGCACUUCUAGUCGACUGGAUGGUCGAGAUCCAGGAGAGCUUCGAACUGAACCACGAGACGCUCUAUCUGGGCGUCAAGCUGGUCGACAUGUACCUGAGUCGCAUAACAGUUGGCAAGGACACGUUGCAACUCGUCGGAGCGGCCGCUAUGUUCAUCGCCAGCAAAUACGACGAAAGGAUGCCGCCGAUGAUCGAUGAUUUUUUGUACAUCUGCGACGGUGCCUACACCCGCAGAGAGCUGAUCCGCAUGGAGAUCAGCAUUUUGAAGGUCUGCCAGUUCGAUUUGGGGAUACCUAUCAGUUACAGAUUCCUCAGGAGAUAUGCCAGAGUCACUAAAAUAACGAUGCCCGUGUUAACUUUGGCCAGAUACAUUUUGGAGACUUCUUUGAUGAAUUACGCCACAGUUACGAUUCGCGACUCUAUUUUAGCUUCGGCAUCUCUUUUCUUGGCACUCAAGAUGAAGAAUAUCAGUGGUUGGACGCCGGCCCUCGAAUUCUACACAGGAUACAAAUACGAGGACAUAAAGAGUACAGUGCAAUUACUGAACAAUGGACUGCACAAACCAAUCUCGCGAAAGACCGUCACCGUCAAAAAUAAAUACUCACACAAGAUCUUUUUCGAAGUAGCCAAAACGCCCCUGAUAAGCAAUGAGAAUCUUUAAAUUUAGGCCAGUAUUUUUAGGAUAUUAAUUUUUAUAUUCACAAUUUUUAUAUAGGUUUGUCCCUUUUAUGUGGCCCCAUAUACACAAUAUUACUUAACUAUAUAGUUUAUUUGUGUAUGAUUUGUUUUACUUUUGUAUCCAAUUUUAAAAGUAAUAGAACUAUUUUUAUACCUCA